CCGGGGCCAUCGGGUCCAAGGAUUCAUUGUUUCUCUUGUUCUUUGAAAAUCCUGAGAGUCUUCAGGCAAGAUGAAUAACCAAGAAAAAACAAUUAGCAACAUACAGUGUGGGUUAAAAACAGACCUGGAUUUACUGCUGGAGUGUUUGAAGUAUCAGAUGGACAGUCCUGAAACUCAGAAACAAGCCCUGGUCACUAUCUAUUCUAUAUGUCAGCAGAAUUGUGAAGCAAGUGAUUACUUUCGUGAGAUUGGAGGUGUGGACUUUAUUCGUGGACUUAUUAAACUGACUAAUGCUUCUGUCCUUCGUGAAGCUGCUCUGUUCACGUUAGGUGCUCUAGCUGAAAGCAGUGUGUACUGCCAGCAGAGUCUGUGCACUUUAGAACUGCUAUCUGAUGUCGCCAUGUCACUUGCUCAGAAGGAUGCUUCACUGAUUCUGAAGAGGACAGAUGUCUACAUGAUCUUGGUGUUGGUCUCACACAACAAGAUUGGACAAGCGUUGGCAAGAUCAACAGGGUGUAUUGAUAUUCUUCUAAAUUUGUUCAGAACUAGAUUCCCGAUGUCAGACAAGCAAUCCAUACAUGAAAAUAUUGGUCAAUACUACGAGUUGUGGUCAUCCAUUGGAAGUACUCUCUGUGCUUGUGUCAACAAUCCACAGAAUGAAGAGAACCAGAGACUGUGUACAACAGCCUUUCCAUUUGCAAAUGAAUGCCUGCAAAAAUGCAUCAGACAAGAAAUAAUCCGGCCCAUUUGUGCAUUUAUUGGACUCACAGUUGCCAAUAAUUCAUAUGCACAGAACUACUUUUGUAAAGUUGGUGGCCUGGAUACACUUGCUCAGACUGUUGCGAAUUUGGCUGAGGAAUGUCUAACAAAUCACUCUAAUGUGGAGUUGAUAAUAUCCGUGAUAAAGACACUGGAUUCCUGCAUUUCAGAAAAUUCUUCCUUGGCUUCACGCUUGUCAAAAUACUCAAUCGUACCCAUGCUUGUUGCACUGUUAUCACAAAAUAAUCUUGACACGAACAGCAAAUUGGGCGUUAUUCUUGCUAUUGGGCACUGCACUGAUGGAUGUGAGGCACAUCAGUAUCAAUUACUGAAGAGCAAUGGGCUUCCACUAAUGAUCCAAAUAGUGGCUGAAUCCCAGGAUGAAGAGCAGAGAAAAGCAGCAACUUUUGUUCUACAGAGUUGCCAGCUCAUAACUGAGAAACUAUCGAACAGUCUGGUGGAGAAUUCCCAGUCAAAAGAAGGCAUAAUUACUUCAAAUCCGAAGGAUAUCAGCCUGAGAAAUUACUGGAAAUUUGCAAAAGAAUUUCUGCAUAAGAUAGAGACGUUAGAAAAGCAUCAAGAGGAAAAAGUCAAGCGACAAAUAUUUGUGGAAGAUGAUAUUCCACGGGAAGAAAUUGGUGAAAAUCCGUUGACUCUGUGUUCAGACCUAAUUGAUAAUGAAAUCAGUGGGAGUCUUAAUUAUUCUGUACAUUCACUUAAUGUUGGUCAGGAUUUCCGAUGUUCAGGUUGUUCAAAUGUAGCAGCAUCCUUGAAUAGUAGGAAUUUCAGCAAGAUACUUCAGUCUUGCCCAAACAAAUGUGAUCGUCAUAAAGUGAUACAAGAAUGUGAGGACAGAUACAAAAAGGAGCUUAAGAAGUUACUAAACAUUGACAUUACUAAAAUUGACAAAAAAUUGUUUUUGACUCCAGUCAAAAGGACAACAUCUCACAUUACAGAUUUCCAUAUACAGCAAACAGAUUCUAUAAACUUGGCUAAAGCAUCUACAAAAAGCUUUCUUUUGACACCAAUGAAGAAAUCUGCUUCUGACAAUAUCACUCUCCCCAGGCAGCAGAGUGAAGAUACAACUCAGUUUGAUGGAACUAUAAGACAAGGUCAUGUGUGGCCUGCAGUUCUGUUAGUUAUGAAAGAUUGGAAAUACCAACCAGAGGAUAGAAGAAGCUUGUGUACGCCACGGGUCUACAAUAAAACCACAUUUCAGAAUCAUAUUUACUCCUUUGAUGAUGGCAAGCAUUCAGAUAUAUGUAAGUAUGCAGUGGGAACAAGACAAACAAGGAAAAGGCGGCGGCGUAAGGAUUUCACAAAGGAGGAAGUUGGCUACCUGCUCGAUGGUGUGUUAAAAAUGGGUUAUCAUUGGAAUUCUAUUCUUUGGUCAUAUCCAUUCCAGAAAGGACGAACCAAUGUGGAUCUAGCACACAAAUAUCGGAACUUACAGAAAAGAAAUUUGAACAAGUCAAUAUCUGGAAGCCAAGAUUGUUCAGUGGAAUUGUGCUGAUCUCAAUCAUUUUAAGUGGAGGCAAAACCUUGAUUCAAAAGGAGUAUUCUCAGUUGGUGUGUAACUGCAAUGAAGCAAGUUGCAAUAAGAUUUAACUGUUGUAAUUAUCUUGAACUGCUGGAUAAAUCUCAUUAUUAUAUUGUAUUACAAAUAUUUACUCUGAAAUGGGGUAUAAGUUACAUAGGUGGUUUCAUGGUUAACUGUGGUGUUCCAAGCUAAAAUAUUCCAGCUCUCCAUCCCCAUUGAUAAUCAGUGAUUUAUGUUAGAAAAUGCAUUAGCCAUCUGCCAAAUGCCAAUGAGACUUUAUUAGGACAUCGUCAGCAUUUGCCAUCUUGACUCAGAGGAAGAAUGAAUUCUUGAGUGCAGUGACAAAGGUUAUAUCCAGGAAGAAUAAAAUCUUUGCAGUUUAACCACCAUGCCAUAAUGGAAUGAUGCACAUCAUAUGCAUCUGUUCAAAAUCUACUCAAGUUACAUCAAUCAGAGAAUAAUUUGAGUGGAUUGAU
Molecule: messenger RNA, 2775 nt
Organism: Hypanus sabinus (Atlantic stingray)
Lineage: Eukaryota; Metazoa; Chordata; Chondrichthyes; Myliobatiformes; Dasyatidae
Gene: terb1
Product: telomere repeat binding bouquet formation protein 1
Exons: 21
Coding region: 71-2272 (733 amino acids)
Biological process (GO): meiotic attachment of telomere to nuclear envelope; homologous chromosome pairing at meiosis
Source: RefSeq, a predicted model, not a curated record